Durio zibethinus is the source of this 2712-nucleotide messenger RNA. Its product is annotated as dihydroxy-acid dehydratase, chloroplastic-like. Gene Ontology annotation, cellular component: chloroplast stroma. Gene Ontology annotation, molecular function: dihydroxy-acid dehydratase activity. The record is from RefSeq and is a predicted model, not a curated record. Lineage: Eukaryota; Viridiplantae; Streptophyta; Magnoliopsida; Malvales; Malvaceae. Gene Ontology annotation, biological process: branched-chain amino acid biosynthetic process.
GCUUAAAAAAACUGAAUCUUUCUGUUUCAUUAAAAAAUAUUGGAAGCGACAUUUUUGUAUUUAAAUUUAUCAAAAAUGAUUACGAUUAAAGAUAAUAGACGACUUUAGUUCAUUGAUGAACUAAUUGAUUAUGAUUAAAAAAAAAUCGCCCCCACCACUCCACUAAGUCACACCUAUUUCCACGUUAAGUCUUCCUCCAACGCCGGUAUCUCCACCACGCGCCGCCCUCCUCUAAAAUCCUAAUCAAUAACCAAUCUUAUUGGGCCCCACACUAUGACUCGCUCUUACUAGUUACAAGUAGUAAAGAAAGGGGCAGCAGCUUUCGUAAUACCAUACGUUAAACCCUACCACCAUGCAAGCCAUAUUUCUAUCAUCACGCGCCACCGUACUCCCCACCACAAAACCGCUCAACGUUCCUCCAAACUGCCGCCGAUGUCUUUGCAUAACCGCGCAAUCCCAAGCAACCGUUACAGCCGACCCUCCCUCUCCCCCCACAAUAAAGCUCAACAAAUACAGCUCAAGAAUAACGGAGCCAAAGUCACAAGGCGGGUCCCAGGCGAUGCUCUACGGCGUCGGAUUAUCGGAAAACGACAUGUCGAAACCCCAAGUGGGAAUAUCGUCCGUAUGGUACGAGGGGAACACGUGCAACAUGCAUUUAUUGAAUUUGUCGGAGGAAGUGAAACGGGGCGUUGAGGAGGCUGGGAUGGUUGCGUUUAGAUUCAAUACAGUCGGGGUUAGCGACGCGAUUUCGAUGGGGACGACAGGGAUGUCUUAUAGCUUGCAGUCAAGGGAUUUGAUUGCUGAUAGUAUUGAAACGGUUAUGAGUGCUCAGUGGUAUGAUGGGAACAUCUCCAUUCCUGGUUGUGAUAAAAAUAUGCCAGGUACGAUUAUUGCAAUGGGGAGGCUCAAUCGGCCAAGUCUUAUGGUUUAUGGUGGAACUAUCAAGCCUGGUCAUUUUCAAGGAAAUACAUACGAUAUAGCAUCUGCCUUCCAGUGCUAUGGAGAGUAUGUAACUGGAUCAAUAAGUGAUGAGCAGAGAAAGAAUGUUGUUCGUAACGCAUGCCCUGGAGCAGGGGCCUGUGGGGGAAUGUAUACUGCAAAUACCAUGGCUUCGGCAAUUGAAGCUAUGGGAAUGUCUCUUCCUUACAGCUCUUCAAUACCUUCUGAAGAUCCAUUAAAGUUGGACGAAUGCCGUUUGGCUGGAAAGUAUUUGCUAGAAUUGUUGAAAAUGGAUUUAAAACCACGAGAUAUUAUCACCCACAAAUCUUUACAUAAUGCAAUGGUUAUUGUCAUGGCACUAGGUGGGUCAACCAAUGCUGUAUUACAUUUAAUUGCCAUCGCAAGGUCUGUUGGUCUAGAGUUGACUCUUGAUGAUUUCCAGAAGGUUAGUGAUGAGGUUCCAUUUCUGGCUGAUCUGAAGCCCAGUGGCAAAUAUGUCAUGGAGGAUGUGCAUAAGAUUGGUGGAACGCCUGCUGUUAUUCGUUAUCUUUUGGAGCUUGAUUAUCUAGAUGGGGAUUGCAUGACUGUUACUGGGAAGACAUUGGCAGAAAAUGCACAAAGUUACCCUCAUUUACCUGAGGGACAGGAUAUUUUAAGACCAGUGUCAAAUCCCAUCAAGAAAACUGGGCAUAUCCAAAUAUUAAGAGGGAAUCUUGCACCAGAGGGUUCUGUAGCAAAAAUUACUGGGAAAGAAGGACUAUAUUUCUUUGGCCCUGCACUUGUCUUUGAGGGAGAGGAAGCUAUGCUAGCUGCUAUCUCAGAAAAUCCCAUGAGUUUUAAGGGAAAAGUAGUAAUUAUUAGAGGUGAGGGACCCAAGGGUGGCCCAGGUAUGCCUGAAAUGUUGACACCAACAAGUGCAAUAACGGGCGCAGGUCUUGGGAAGGAUGUUGCGUUGCUCACUGACGGUAGAUUUUCUGGAGCUUCACAUGGAUUCGUUGUAGGCCACAUAUGCCCAGAAGCACAGGAGGGUGGCCCCAUCGGUCUUAUUCAAAACGGGGACCUCAUCAGCGUUGAUAUUCAAAAGAGGGCCAUAAAUGUUGAGUUAACAGAUGAUGAACUAAAUGAUCGGAGAAAGAAGUGGACUCCACCUCCUUAUAAGGCUAACAAAGGAGUUUUGCUUAAGUACAUCAAGAACGUGCAACCAGCUUCGAAGGGGUGUGUAACCGAUGAAUAGGCAAUCGCCGAAAGGACAAGCCCAGAUUGUGAUGCAUGAGGUGUUUUGCAGCUCAAUCCCCGUAUCCAUCCUGCUCUUCAACUACGAUUAGCUCAUAUCAGGCAUCGGUUUUCAUUUUCUUUCCACCAGGUGCUUUUGAUUUGUUGUUUGUUUUGCUAAGUCUUAAAAGAAAUGUUUAAGUGAUCUGCAAUGAUAAAUUUUUGUAUCAUUAAGCAAUUGGUAUGAAAACCACCUCAAUUGACAAUGAUGAUCCUUUCAAUGUUAGUUGGAGAACCUGUUUACUGUCUCUAUUUUCUUUUCCUCAAUCUGAAUCUCCAUUUUCCCUUCCUUAAGAGGUUUCCAUGGGGAUAGGUGGCCUGCUUGAUGUAUUGAAUUUGAUGCAACCGAGCAAUUGGUUGGUUAAAAGAUGAUAGGGGUGGGUACUUAACUAUGUAUCUUUUGUUAAAACCAUUAAUUUUCCAUUAAAAUUUCUUUAGUAUUUCUAUGUAUUUAUUAUAUUCAAUUUAUUGUCCGACGAUCAUGUGUAAAGUUUAUUAUGA